GGGGGGGAAGAUGGAGACAGAGAAACGCAAGCCUCUAGUCUGCUAAGGUGGGCGUCGCCAUCGGGAGAACUCAGGCCACAAGAAUUCCUCCUCUCCGAAAACUCUCCCCUCUCUCUGCUGCUGUGGCCGCAUCAUCUCCUCCUCAUCUUCUUCUCCACAGCCUCCAGCUAGGCCAUGGCGUCCACCGUCUCCUUCUCCCCGGCCAACGUGCAGAUGCUCCAGGGCAGGAGCUGCCACGGCCACGCGGCGUUCGGGGGCUGCUCCGCCGUGCCAAGAACCGGGCCAAGGAUGCGUUCCGUGGCCGUGAGGGUCAGCAGCGAGCAGGAGGCGGCGCCGGCGGUCAGGGCGCCGUCGGGGAGGACCAUCGAGGAGUGCGAGGCCGACGCCGUGGCCGGGAGAUUCCCGGCUCCCCCGCCGUUGGUCAGACCCAAGGCUCCCGAAGGAACACCUCAGAUCAGGCCUCUUGACUUGACAAAGCGCCCUCGUCGCAACCGCAGGUCGCCUGCUCUUAGGGCCGCAUUCCAGGAGACCACCAUCUCACCUGCCAAUUUGGUGCUCCCGCUGUUCAUCCAUGAAGGGGAAGAUGAUGCUCCUAUUGGAGCUAUGCCUGGGUGCUAUAGGCUUGGUUGGAGGCAUGGGCUUCUUGAUGAGGUCUACAAGUCUCGUGAUGUUGGUGUUAACAGUUUUGUGCUGUUUCCAAAAGUUCCUGAUGCAUUGAAGUCUCAAUCUGGAGAUGAGGCAUACAAUGAUAAUGGUUUGGUUCCACGGACUAUUCGCCUGCUCAAGGAUAAAUUCCCUGACAUUGUUGUCUACACGGAUGUUGCUCUGGACCCUUAUUCAUCUGAUGGUCAUGAUGGCAUUGUCAGGGAAGAUGGAGUAAUUAUGAAUGAUGAAACAGUUUAUCAACUGUGCAAGCAGGCUGUUUCACAGGCACGUGCUGGUGCUGAUGUAGUUAGCCCUAGUGACAUGAUGGAUGGCCGUGUUGGAGCAAUACGUGCUGCUUUGGAUGCUGAGGGUUUCCAUGAUGUCUCCAUUAUGUCCUAUACUGCAAAGUACGCCAGUUCGUUUUAUGGCCCAUUCCGAGAAGCUUUGGAUUCAAAUCCAAGAUUUGGGGACAAGAAGACUUACCAGAUGAACCCAGCUAACUACAGAGAAGCGCUUCUAGAAACUGCUGCAGAUGAGGCAGAAGGAGCUGAUAUUCUUCUGGUAAAACCUGGAUUGCCAUACUUGGAUGUCAUCCGUCUUCUUAGGGACAAUUCAGCAUUGCCAAUCGCUGCAUAUCAGGUCUCUGGAGAGUACUCCAUGAUCAAAGCUGGAGGAGCACUGAACAUGAUCGACGAAGAGAAGGUGAUGAUGGAGUCGCUCAUGUGCCUGAGGCGAGCCGGCGCUGACAUCAUCCUGACGUAUUUCGCGCGUCAGGCCGCCAACGUGCUGUGCGGCAUGCGAUCCAACUAGCAGGUCAACUCUGAAUCUGAAAAAAGCUGAGCAGCUAAAACCCAGCCAUCUCUGAAACUUUUGCAUGUCCCCAGGUCAUCAUCAUGUGAGGCUCGUUUUGCACUCUAUAGAGAGCAUUUGUGUAGUCAGUAAUUAGUGCUAGCUUUGCAAAUAUCAUUCUGGAAUAAUGUUUUUUGUAUGACAGUGCCUCUAAUUGGUGUGUAAUUUGCGGUGAGGAAAUAAUAUAAUCUGCAAUUCUGUGCA
This is a messenger RNA of Oryza sativa Japonica Group (Japanese rice), 1698 nucleotides long. The record is from RefSeq and is a predicted model, not a curated record. NCBI's taxonomy places the organism in Eukaryota, Viridiplantae, Streptophyta, Magnoliopsida, Poales, Poaceae.